Molecule: messenger RNA, 364 nt
Organism: Solea senegalensis (Senegalese sole)
Lineage: Eukaryota; Metazoa; Chordata; Actinopteri; Pleuronectiformes; Soleidae
Gene: nupr1b
Product: nuclear protein 1b
Exons: 3
Coding region: 77-301 (74 amino acids)
Biological process (GO): negative regulation of cell cycle; regulation of transcription by RNA polymerase II; negative regulation of cell population proliferation
Cellular component (GO): nucleus
Source: RefSeq, a predicted model, not a curated record
CGUCAGAGUAGCGUGAAGAAAAUACGACCUGUUGUUUUUCUCAUCGAAAGAAGAAGAAAAAACAGAAGAAAAAACGAUGAGUCACGUCGACGUGAAAAAUCUGAAACCGACAACUUUCGAAGAAGAAAACUACGAUGAAUAUGAAUAUUACAACCUGACGGAUAAAUACACAGAAGGUUCGGCUCGUAAAGGCAGAACAAAGAAGGAGGCGAGCGACAACACCAACAGACCCAAUCCCGGCGGACAUGAGCGGAAGAUCGUGGAGAAACUGCACAACAGCGAGAAGAAAGCCAAAGAGUGAAGGACACUGAGGACAAUUUGGACGGCUUUUCUCGGACAUCGACGUUGACCGUGGUCUCCUUGG